CCCCCGCCCCGAGAGCCCCCUCGGACCCCUCACCCCGGGGGGUCCCGGGCGGUGUCACCCCCCGGCCCUGCGGGGACGCUGGCCCGGGUCUGGCUGGGGACCGAAGCCCCCGGGGGGGUCUAGGCACCCCCUUGUCCCUGUCGUUUUCCCCCCCGGCCCCUGCUGUCCCCGAGGUGGUGGCCAGGCCGUGGCAGUGCCACCAGCCGUGCCCCCCAGCCCCGCGGGGACACCGGGGGGUGACCCAAGGGGCCACUGGCCCUCGCCGCCCCGCCGGUGGGGGUGGUGGCAGUGGGGGGGGCGUGGCGGGGGUCCCCGUGUCCCCCCGUCACCCGGCGCUGUCCCGUUCCAGGCUCAGCGAGUGCGUGCGAGGCUCCGGUGAGUGGCACUGUUCCCGUGUCCCCGCGGGUUCCCCGGGGUCCCCUGUCCCCCUGUCACCACCACAUCCCUGUGUCCCCCCCAGUGUCCUCCCUGUCCCCUCCCUCUGCGUGUCCCCCCCGGGCCUGUGUCACCCAUGUCCCCGUGUCCUCCGCACCCCCACGUCCUCCCUGUCCCUUCCAUCUGCAUGUCCCCCCAUCCCUCUGUCACCCGUCCCCACGUCCCCCCCCUCCUCAAGCAGUGGGUGACAAGGUCACCCCAGUGUCCAUCCCGCACCCCCCGAGGGCAGGGGGUCCCCAGGGAGGUGACACAACGCUGGGGACCCAACGCCCACCCUGACCCUCCCCUCGCCCCUUCCGAGCCGCGUCCCCCUCCCGCACUGUCCCUGUCGCCCGCGUGGUCACGGCCGGGCCGGGGGUGGCCCUGGUGACAGGUGCCAAAGGGCUCCGGGAAGGUGUCAGGGACACGGCCCGAGCGGCACGUGCCGGCGGGGACACUGUGGCACCGUGACACGGUGACGAAGGCUCCAGAGUCCACGUGCCACCGACGCCACUUCUCGCAUGUCCCUGCUCGUGUCCCCUGUCCCGUCCCUGGUGACAUCACCCAUCCCUCCAACAUCCCCAGGGAUGGCGGUGACGCGCGUGUCCCCCUCUGCCGGCGCCCUCCACACGUCCCGGGGGGUGCGGGCGGAUUUUGGGGUGCGGGACCUCGCCGGUGACAGCUGUGUCCCUCUCCGCAGAGCCCGGCGGGAUGCGGGGUCCCGGCGUGUCCCUGUGGGCGCUGCUGUGCCUGGCGGUGGCGCUGGCCGGGGGUCGCCCCGCGCGGCUCGAGAGGGUCCGGGCGGACGCGCGGGCCCUGACCCGGACCCUCAGCGCGCGCCUGCAGCAGCUCCAGCUGUUCCCGCUGACCCUGCGCGUCACCGGCCUGGAGGGGGUCCCGGAGGGGGGGCUCCCGGACGGGGGGGUCCCGGCGGGGCUGGCGGGGGCUGCGCAGCGGCUCCAGCUCUUCCAGCGGCUCCUGGCGGCGCUGGCCGGGGGCGACCUGCGGCUGGCCCAGGUGGCCAACGACCUGGAGAACCUGCGCAGCCUCCUGGCCGUGCUGGCGGCCCUGCUGGGCUGCCCCCCGCCCCGCGACCCCCCCGUCGCCCCCCCCGCGCCGCUGGCCGAGGCCCCGCACACGGUGGCCGGGGUGGCCCUGGCGCGGCUCCGGGGGUGCUUGGAGGGGGUCGCCGCCCGCCUCGAGGGGGGUCCCCGCGUGUUAAGGACCUUCGGGACCCCCGGGAACCCCCGGACCCCCCUGGGUCCACACGAACACGGCCAGGACCUCACCGGGACCCCCCGGACCUCACAGGGAUCUCAUCAGGACCCCACGGACAGAGGGGACACCACGAGCGUCCCCAGGCACCGGAGCGGCUCCAGCUGCUGCCGGCACUUUUUUCUACAACAUUACUACUAUUAUUAUUAUUACUAUUUUUAUUAUUAUUAUUAUUGUUAUAUUACUAUU
This is a messenger RNA of Corvus hawaiiensis (hawaiian crow), 1878 nucleotides long. RefSeq names its product leptin (gene LEP). Gene Ontology annotation, molecular function: hormone activity. Gene Ontology annotation, cellular component: extracellular region. Lineage: Eukaryota; Metazoa; Chordata; Aves; Passeriformes; Corvidae. The record is from RefSeq and is a predicted model, not a curated record. Gene Ontology annotation, biological process: signal transduction.